CUUUCUAUUAAUUAACAGAAUUAUUAUCCAUAUAACAAUAUACCACUUUAACUCUUUCUUUUUCUUUUCUUCUCUUCCAUCAUACAUAUACACACACACAUAUAUCAAAAUAGCGAUUAUGGGAUUUCGGAAACUGAUAGAUCAAGAAGACAUAACCAACCAAUAUAUAAAUGACUUGGAUGAAGUAGUACCUUUAACUAAUUCAGCCUUAUCUAAUGACGAAAAACAGCAUCACAACAUCAUGGAUGAUGUACCUACUCAUCUCGAGCCUUAUCUUCAAACAAAACCAACUUUUGGUUUGACUGAUGAUCAAGUUCAAGAAAGAAUGCAUAGAUUUGGUAGAAAUGAAUUACAAGAAAAAAAGAGAAAUAAACUGUGGCACUUUCUUUCCUUUUUUACAGGAGCCAUUUCAUACUUGAUGAUUUUAUCACUGAUAUUGACAGCAGUAACAGGAGAUUGGCUUGAUUUUGGUAUCAUUUUAGGCAUGCUUAUUAUCAACGCAUUAAUCGGUUAUAUAGAAGAAUCUAGAGCAGAGUCUUCAAUAACAUCAUUGAAGAAUAGCCUUGCAUUGCAUAGUAAAUGCUGGCGAAAUGGAAAGUUAAUUGAAGUAGCAUCAUCAGAUAUUGUUGUCGGCGAUAUUAUUGUGUUAAGAAUAGGUGAUAUUGUCCCUGCAGAUGCACGUUUACUAGGAAUAGGCGCAUCAGGGGAAGCGAUUGAAACAGACAUUCAAAUAGAUCAAAGUUCAUUGACAGGUGAAUCAUUAGCUAUUAAAAAGAAGCCUGGAUCAAUUGUAUAUUCAUCUUGUGUCGUAAAGCAAGGCCAACAACAAGCUGUAGUGAUACGUGUAGGCCCUGAUACAUUUAUAGGCAAGACAGCCAGUCUCAUUUCAGUUACUACUGGAUCAGGUAGAUUUCAGAAAGUAAUUAAUUAUAUCGGUAAUUUCCUUAUCAUACUAUCUGUUCUACUUGUUCUUAUCAUCUUUAUACAUGAGUUGGUGGAAGAAAAAAUUCAAACGGGUGAAAUUACUAAAGAUCAAGUGUUGUCAGCGCUUAAUGAAAUGGUUGUCUUAACAAUUGCAGCGAUACCUGUAGGUUUACCCACUGUAAUGUCUGUCACUAUGGCUAUCGGUGCUAAACAAUUAGCAAAACAUCAAGUCAUCGUUAAAAGAUUAACGGCUGUUGAAGAAUUCGCUUCUGUGUCUAUUUUAUGUAGUGAUAAAACUGGAACAUUAACAAAGAAUGAAUUAGCCUUUGAUGAGCCCUAUUUAGCUGAGACAUAUGAUAAAAAUGAUAUUCUUUUAUACUCUUAUCUUGCUUCAGAGAUAGCAACGGAUGAUCCUAUCGAAUUUGCGGUGCGAAAUGCUGCUGAGAGGUUACAUCCUCAAGUUAGUAAUGAUGGUAGUCAUACUGUUCAAGGAUAUCAAGUUUUAUCAUUUAAACCUUUUAAUCCUGUUGAAAAAAUUUCAGAAGCAACGAUUGAAGAAAUCGCAACACAGAAUAAGUUUCGUGUAGCAAAAGGUGCACCACAGGUCAUUUUAAGUCUUGUACAGGGGCACCAACAAGCUGAGGAAAUGGUAGAAGCAUUUGCUCGUCGUGGUCUUCGGUCCUUGGGGGUUGCACGUACAGUAAAUGGAUUGAAUCAAUGGGAAUUAGUAGGUUUAUUAAGCUUAAUUGAUCCACCUCGUGAAGAUUCUGCUGCUACAUUGGCUGAGUGUCAACAAUAUGGUAUCUCCGUCAAAAUGAUUACUGGUGAUCAAGGAAUUAUAGCUAAAGAAGUAGCUGGAAGACUUGGUAUGGGCAAGAAUAUUUUGGAUGUCAAUGAAUUAAUUGAUCCCUCAAAAUCUGAAGAAGAAAUUUCUGAUGCCUGCAUCUAUUCUGAUGGCUUCUCUCGUGUUGUGCCAGAACACAAAUAUAGGGUUGUAGAGUUAUUACAAGAAAGAGGUUAUUUUGUUGCCAUGACAGGUGAUGGCGUCAAUGAUGCUCCUGCUUUAAAAAAGGCAAAUGUCGGCAUAGCUGUGGCUGGUUCAACAGAUGCUGCACGUUCAGCAUCCGAUAUUGUUUUGCUAGCACCUGGAUUAUCAGCCAUUAUUGAUGGUAUAAAAGUGUCGAGAGUAAUUUUCCAAAGACUUCAAUCUUAUGCUCUUUAUCGUAUUACAUCAACUAUUCAUUUCUUACUCUUUUUUUUCGUAAUCACGAUGGUCGAAAAUUGGAAGAUGCCGCCUGUGUUUCUUAUUUUAAUUUCAUUACUGAAUGAUGCUGCUACGUUGAUUAUGGCCGUAGAUAAUGUUGCUAUUUCACAUACCCCUGAUAUGUGGCGUCUCCGUUUGUUACUCGUAUUAUCUUGUGUUCUUGCCAUUGUUUUAUCUGGUUUCUCUUUUGCUCAUUUUUAUAUUUUCCGUAAUAUCUUGCAUGUUACACCUGGUGAACUUUCAACUAUUAUGUAUCUUCACAUAUCUUCAGCACCUCAUUUUGUCAUCUUCUCUACACGUACAAAUACGUUUUGGUGGAAGAGUAUACCGUCUCUCGCUUUCACUAUUAUUGUACUUGGAACUCAAAUCAUUGCUCUGAUAUUAUCAGUUUAUGGUGCAUUUGGUGCAGAUGCAAACAUUGAAGGCAUUGGAUGGCCUCGUGGAUUGAUCAUUAUCGCCAUCUCAUUGGGAACAUUUUUUAUCAUUGACAUGAUCAAAGUGGGUACAAUCGUUAUUUGGGAUAAAUUUGCUGAUAAGUCAAGACAUGAAUUCACAGCUGUUCCUACUUUUAUCACAAAAAGUAGUAAAGGUGCUGACAGUAAAGCAGCAAAAUUUAUUCAAAAACAACAUCAACAAAAGCUUUUCAAUACCGGUUAUGAUAGAGCACAGAGACGUGAAUCUGAAAGUUCUAUUAAAUCUUAUUAAUAAUCUUGUAGAUAUGUCAUUUUGAUGAAUUAUUUUUAUUUUAUUAUUUUUUUUUUAAAAAAAAAAGAAAAGAAAAGAAAAAAAGAAAGAAACUUGUA
This is a messenger RNA of Cokeromyces recurvatus, 2991 nucleotides long. RefSeq names its product plasma-membrane proton-efflux P-type ATPase. Lineage: Eukaryota; Fungi; Mucoromycota; Mucoromycetes; Mucorales; Mucoraceae. The record is from RefSeq and is a predicted model, not a curated record. Gene Ontology annotation, biological process: proton export across plasma membrane; regulation of intracellular pH. Gene Ontology annotation, molecular function: ATP hydrolysis activity; P-type proton-exporting transporter activity; ATP binding. The transcript has 5 exons. The coding region runs from base 119 to 2893 and encodes 924 amino acids. Gene Ontology annotation, cellular component: plasma membrane.